AUGGUUAUUAGUUUAUGUCAUAGCGAUAUCAUGGAUAUGAGGCCAACUUCACGCUUUACGGAUAAAAUUGUGGAAGAAUAUUGGGAUAAAUUCGUGCUAGGUACAUAUCCCAAGCAUAAUAUACCCGAGGAAUGGGUGAAAUACAUACAAGAAUUUUUCAAGCCGAGAGUUAGCCUAGAAGAAUGGACAAAGGCUUGGCGUGGACUUCAUGAAAAGAUUGACGAAAACAAAAAGACCUAUCUUGAAAUUCCGGUAGAAAGUAGCAAAGCUCGUCACAAUACAGAAGCAAAGUGCGCAGAUGGGCUUGCUCGUCUCUGGCUAAGUCGUGAAGAAGUAUUCUUGUAUGAACAGACAGGAUCUGAUUUUGAUGAUAUUACUCGGUUUCAUAUUCACGAUUAUAAAUUGACCUUGCAAGCUUCAGUGCUUUUGGAAAUGAUCCCUUCAACUUGGCAAGAGUUCCCUGUUCUUUCCGAGGCAAUUAUAACAUGUCUCAAAUUUUUUUCCUUCAUGAAAGAAAAUAUUGAAGUGAGAAAUUCAUACGUUGAACAAAACCAAAAGUUGGUGGCCAAGCGAAGAGUAUUAUGA
Molecule: messenger RNA, 585 nt
Organism: Acaulospora morrowiae
Lineage: Eukaryota; Fungi; Glomeromycota; Glomeromycetes; Diversisporales; Acaulosporaceae
Source: the annotation of a GenBank genome assembly